AUGGAAAAGGCAGUUCGCAGAGCAACAAAGCCUAAGCGUGCUGCCCCGAAAACAAAGUAUCUAAAAGUAUUAAUAGAUGCAACGUCAGAUGAAGCUACUUUAGCGUUAGCGCUAAGGCAUAUUAAUCAUCGUUUAAAGGAAACUAGUUGGACAGUUGUUUUCAAGAGUCUUAUUGUUAUUCACGUUAUGAUGAGACAGGGUUCGAAUUCUCGUGUUUUAAAUUUUUUGGCGAGAGAACCAACCAUCUUAAAUGUAUCAAGCUUUAAAGAUAAAUCAGGGACUCAAGGUGCUGAGCAAACUAAAAAUAUUCAUACAUAUGCCGCGUAUAUUGAAGAGAAAGUAGCUGUAUACCGAGACUUAAAAAUCGAUUUUGUCAGAGAAAAAUUAGAAAAUGGAGAUAGCCGUUUAAGAAAACUCUCAGUCGAUAAGGGACUUUUACGGGAGGUCGAAAUACUUCAACGUCAAAUAACGGCUUUACUAAAUUGCAAGUUCUUUAUAGAUGAAGUAGAUAACGAAGUAACGUUGACAGCAUUUCGAUUCCUUGUUGAGGAUUUGCUUACAUUGUUUCAAGCUAUUAAUGAAGGAGUCAUCAAUGUUCUAGAACAUUAUGUAGAAAUGUCACGAAUUGAUGCUAAAACCUCUCUGCAGAUUUAUAAAAAAUAUGUCCAGCAGACUGAAAAGGUUGUUGAUUACCUUAGCAUAGCCAAAAAAAUGCAAGCAGCUCUUAGAAUGAGCGUUCCUAAUCUUAAACAUGCUCCUACAUCGCUAACAGCUACUCUAGAAGAUUAUGUCAAUGAUCCGGAAUUCGAAGAAAACAGAAGACAGUAUAAAUUUUUACAAGAAAAUAAGAAUAAUGCCUUAAAACAGGACAAACAAACUGCUGAUACCAGAAACACUGCGAAUUUCACGUCUAAAACUACUGUAAAAAGCGUAGAAACUUCUGUUCCUCCGAUUGUUACCAAAACAUCAAAAGAAAAAGAUUUUAUUGAUUUUUUUUCAAGCAUAGAACAAGAACAAACUUUGAUUUUUGGACCACUUCAAACGUAUACACCUACUAGCGCAUUGAAUAGCAGCGUUACCAACCCAUUUAUAGGGAUUCAACAUCAACAUAUGACCGAAUUUUCUUCACAACCUCAGAUAAUUCAAUCACCUUUGACUCCUCAAGAUACUAAUCCGUUUCGAUCUACCAUGUUUGGUCAAGAUAUGUCCUCUAACAGAUCUUCGAUUUUGCCACCUCAACAAAACCCAUUCCAAUCUUCUGUAUCCUCUUCGUCUUAUAAUCCAUUUACUUCUAUGAAUAUUGUUCAAACUCAACAAUUACCUCAACAAUCUAUGCAAGUAACGCCAAUUCAGUCUACUACACACUUAGAAAUAGAUAGUAAUCCAUUUAGAAGGUCUUCUAUACUUCCAAAUACGUUUAAUCCUUUUCCUCAAUAA
Molecule: messenger RNA, 1437 nt
Organism: Cetraspora pellucida
Lineage: Eukaryota; Fungi; Glomeromycota; Glomeromycetes; Diversisporales; Gigasporaceae
Source: the annotation of a GenBank genome assembly